This is a messenger RNA of Durio zibethinus, 3031 nucleotides long. Its product is annotated as transcription factor ICE1-like. Gene Ontology annotation, cellular component: nucleus. Gene Ontology annotation, molecular function: DNA-binding transcription factor activity; sequence-specific DNA binding; protein dimerization activity. The record is from RefSeq and is a predicted model, not a curated record. Gene Ontology annotation, biological process: regulation of DNA-templated transcription. Lineage: Eukaryota; Viridiplantae; Streptophyta; Magnoliopsida; Malvales; Malvaceae.
CCUUUUCCCUUUGCAACGUCUUCUUCACUCUUUCUCUCUCUCAAAGCUGCUUUUUUUUCUCAUUAUUUUAAGUCCAUAACCGCUCAACAAAAAACAAACACCCAGUUUCUGCUUCUCUUAUUUUCCCAAGAAAGGAAAAAAAAAAAAAAAAAACAAGUUUUUCUUAUAACCAAGGUCCAAGAGUUGUCCAAGAACCAUGCUUUCAAGAGUGAAUGGCGGUGUGGUUUGGAUGGACGAUAAAGAAGAUGAAGACUCUGCUUCAUGGAACAGAACCACCAACAACAACAACAACAAUGAUAACAACAGUGUUAUAAUGGAGAACAAAGAAGAGAUGGGUUCUUUAUCUACAUUCAAAUCCAUGUUGGAAGAAGAAUGGUAUGUUGCAAACAACAGUAUUUCAAGCCAUCAAAACAUUAGAGACCUUUCAUUUUCACCAAAUCUUGGUGACCAUCAGGAUAACUUUUUGCUGCAUCAUCAUCAUCAUCAUCCAGUGGAUUCUUCCUCUUCCUGUUCACCAUCUUCCUCUGUUUUCAACAAUCUCGACCCAUCUCAGGUACAGUUCUUUUUGCAACCAAAACCAACUGUAUCUUCACUCCUUAAUGUUGUUUCGAAUAACCCUUUAGACCAUGGGUUUGAUUUGAGUGAAAUUGGGUUCCUUGACAACCAAGCAACAAAUGCUAGUACUUUACUGAACAGGGGAAAUGCUGGGGUUUUGGGUAGUUUCACUGAUUUAAGCCAUGGUAAUCAGAUGGACACAGCUAAUUUGUGUCCUGAGACUCAAUUUUCGAGUUCUGGGAUGGUUCAGCUACCAGAAAAUGGUGCCGGGUUUGCUGGUUUUCAAGGGUUUGAUGAAAACCCUGGCAAUGCUCUGUUUUUAAAUAGGUCUAAGUUGUUGAGGCCACUGGAAAGCUUUCCUUCAGUCGGAGCACAACCAACUCUGUUCCAGAAAAGAGCAGCUUUGAGGAAGAACUUAGCUGAUAAUGGAGGGAAUUUCGGGGUGUUAGGUGGAGGAAAGCUAAAUGCUUUGAGUGGAAUUGAGGGAGAUAAAGGGAAGAAAGAAAUGGCUGAAGAAAAUGAGAAGAGGAAAAUUAACAAUAGAGAUGAUCUAGAAGAUGUGAGCAUUGAUGGGUCUGCUUUGAACUAUGAUUCAGAUGAGUUUACUGACAAUAACAAGGUGGAGGAAGCUAUUAAAAAUGGUGGGAAUACCUCAAAUGCAAACAGUACUGUUACUGGAGGAGAUCAAAAGGGUAAAAAGAAAGGGCUUCCUGCAAAAAAUUUGAUGGCUGAGAGGCGCCGUAGGAAGAAACUCAAUGAUAGGCUUUACAUGUUGCGGUCUGUUGUUCCAAAGAUUAGCAAAAUGGAUAGAGCUUCUAUUCUUGGGGAUGCAAUUGAGUACCUGAAGGAACUUCUGCAAAGGAUCAAUGACCUCCAUAAUGAAUUGGAGUCAAACCCUCCUAGCUCUUCUCUGACACCUACGACCAGCUUCCAUCCUUUGACGCCCACUCCGGCCACCUUGCCCAGUCGGAUCAAGGAUGAACUUUGCCCCAGCUCAUUACCGAGCCCAAAUGGUCAGCCAGCAAGGGUUGAAGUAAGGCAGAGAGAAGGAAAAGCUGUAAACAUCCAUAUGUUUUGUGGCCGCAGACCAGGUCUUUUGCUCUCCACAAUGAGGGCUUUGGACAACCUUGGGCUUGACAUCCAGCAAGCAGUCAUUAGCUGUUUCAAUGGUUUUGCCAUGGAUAUCUUUCGAGCUGAGCAAUGCAAGGAAGGGCAGGACAUCCAUCCUGAGCAGAUCAAAGCUGUACUUUUGGAUUCAGCUGGCUUCCACAACAUGAUAUAGGUUUCUUCAGCAAGUAUAUCUGAUUCUGAACAACUAUAAACAGGCUUUUAGCUCCAAGAGGCAAGACGAAACAAGCAAUUGCAUUUUGUUUUACGUAGCGAGCAACAUGAGAGCUUUAAAUUAGUUUGAACUGGUGGGAAACUCGCCAUCCUCAAGUCUUUUUUCUCAGCUUUUUACUAGACUUUCGCUCUUUAAAAUCUCGUUGUUGUUUGGAUUUCUGGUCAUUUUAAUGAGGAUAAAGCCUCUCAUUACUGCUGCAUUUGGAAUAUAAUUUGAACAAACUCAGUUCCCUCCCCUAUAACCAGCUGGUUGAUCGUGCUGGUGGAAAAAUCUAAGCAUUUCUUUCUCCUAGCUUUCCUGUGGUACCAUGCACGAACAGAGCUACUUUAAACUCAAAAUUUACCUGUCAUUUGGUCAAAAAGACUUUUUAACUUUUGAGUAAGAGUGUCACCCUUUUGCUUUUGCCAUGCCAAAAACAUGUGCUCGUCCUUGAUCGUGGAUAAGCUCUCAAAAUAAUUACUGCGUUCCCAUUUAAGUAGGGCUAUCAUGACCCAUGGAUGGGACCCUGAUGAAAUUUGCUCCGACCCGUGGGCGUAGCACUUUCCCCCACUUGGGUCUCACGGCGGAGAUAUUAGUCAAGAUCAUGAAAAGAAUAUUUUUCAGACUUUGACAUAUUAUUCCAAGCAAAACGGAAGCAAAGAGCCGAAGAGAGAUAUGGUAAUUUGUAACUAAAAAUUCAAACCCCAACCCCACAAGUCGGUCGCCACCAUUGGACCGUAAUUCCAGGGUCAAAGUCGUAGUCUAAAAUCGAUUGCCACUCAGGCAUUUACCAAGCUGCUCCAUGCAAUGGAUAUGGCUCAGCAAAUACAGUUGCGUUGGCAAUCACAUUAUCUGAUAUUAGACCAACUCUCUCCUUCCCUCCGGUACGAUCUGCUAAUGAACCGUAAAGCCAACUACUCCUUUUGAGGCAAGAAAGGACAACUGGCCCCUCAGAUUCCUGCUUCCCUGAAUUAUCAAAGAUGGAAUAUCCCAACAAGCCUCCAAAAUUUUUACAAAAAAUAAAGGAAAAGGAUCUCGAGCUUAGAUUAGCAAAUUCCAGCAGAUUCACCAAUCAUCAUCACAAGGGAAGAUCUAACAAACAUGAAACUAAUUUAACUUCCCAUUAUUUGCUCAGAAUUAAGAAUGCCUCUAAAC